This is a messenger RNA of Colossoma macropomum (tambaqui), 1517 nucleotides long. RefSeq names its product opsin 7, group member b (gene opn7b). The transcript has 5 exons. The record is from RefSeq and is a predicted model, not a curated record. Gene Ontology annotation, biological process: visual perception; G protein-coupled receptor signaling pathway. Gene Ontology annotation, cellular component: membrane. Gene Ontology annotation, molecular function: G protein-coupled receptor activity. Lineage: Eukaryota; Metazoa; Chordata; Actinopteri; Characiformes; Serrasalmidae. Bases 13 to 1212 code for a protein of 399 amino acids.
CUCUCCCUGCAGAUGGGAAAUGCCUCUGAAGUCACCUUUGUGUCCACGAUAUCCAAAGAGUAUGAUUUUCUCCUGGGGACUGCCUACACCAUCUUCGGUGUGUUCUCUCUGAUGGGGAACACCAUCUUGCUGCUCGUGGCGUAUCGUAAGAAGUCCUCCUUGAAGCCGGCUGAGUUUUUCAUCGUAAAUCUGUCCAUCAGUGACCUGGGCAUGACCAUCUCCCUCUUUCCUUUGGCCAUCCCCUCUGCUUUUGCUCACAGGUGGCUCUUCACUGAAACAAUUUGUUUAUACUAUGCAUUCUGUGGAGUUCUCUUUGGCCUGUGCAGUCUGAGUACUUUGACCGUUCUCUCGUCUGUCUGCUGGUUUAAAGUCUGCUGCCCCAACUACGGUAACAAGUUCUCCUCGUCCCAUGCCCUGCUGUUGGUGGUGGGGGUCUGGUGUUAUUCUGGCAUUUUUGCGGUGGGCCCUCUGUCCGGCUGGGGUCAGUACGGCUCUGAGCCAUACGGGACGGCCUGCUGUAUCGACUGGUAUGCCCCCUACCACAGCCCGCCUGCCAUGUCCUACAUCAUCUGCCUCUUCUUCUUCUGCUACAUUGUGCCCUGCACCAUCAUCUUCCUCUCCUAUGCCUUUAUCCUCAUGACAGUGCGGGGGUCCCAGCAGGCUGUGCAACAGCACGUCUCCCCGCAGAACAAAAUUGUCAACGCUCAAACCCUCAUUGCGAAGCUCUCCGUGGCAGUGUGCAUAGGCUUCCUGGUGGCAUGGAGUCCGUACGCUGCCGUGUCCAUGUGGGCAGCCUUCGUAAAUCCAAACAUGGUCCCUCCUGUAGCGUUUGCCAUUGCAGCCAUAUUCGCUAAGUCCUCCACCCUUUACAACCCCAUGGUCUACCUGGGCUUCAAGCCCAACUUCCGCAAGUCCCUCUGCAGGGACAUCGCCAAGUGCAAGCGGACUUUGUGCCCGUGCUUGUGCCGGUCGGAGGUGGCGCAGAAGAGCAUGUGCCAUUCUUUGCAGCACAGCAAAGAGGAGUGCCACUCCACCCGGCUCUCCAAUGGACUUUAUGAAAGCCACCGGACCUGCAGGCACUGUCCAGACGGUAGCAAAGGUCAAUGCAUGGACGCUACUCCGCAAAGAACAGUGCUGAUCCUUACCGGAUCCACUCAUAGUGAGGUGGUGGUCAGCCAGCUGUCCAAUGAGAUGCAGAGUGACUUUCUUUAGAGCGAGGACAAACUGGAGAGACAGUUUUGAGAGUUUGAACAAAACAAAAAAAAGAAACAGGUGGGAUUUGUACAGAAAUGAAAGGAGAGAUGACAGGAGGGGGUUAUUUUUUGGAUUCUGUAUAGAGAGCCAUCCCACCUACUUGCAGGAAGAAAUAUGCCUCAAAUAUUUUGAUACUGCCAGAUAUAUCAGUAUAAAGCAAACCAGUGAACAAACACAGGCAUAGAGCUUUUGGCCUGUUAUCUUGUGAGCGACUGCGUAAAUGUUUUGGAAUUUUGAUGGCAUUGGUUUGCUUGGAUCGAACA